Molecule: messenger RNA, 670 nt
Organism: Morone saxatilis (striped sea-bass)
Lineage: Eukaryota; Metazoa; Chordata; Actinopteri; Moronidae
Product: ectonucleoside triphosphate diphosphohydrolase 7-like
Exons: 5
Coding region: 119-670 (183 amino acids)
Molecular function (GO): hydrolase activity
Source: RefSeq, a predicted model, not a curated record
AGGGGCAGGAGAGAGAGUCUGAACUCUGAGCAGGAUCCUAAUCAGACUGCAGGCACCAUGAGCUGACGACUGUGACAUCUUGUGUUUUUUUUGUUUUAUUUUUUGCCUACGUGGACAUAUGGCAAGGAUCACGUUUUCCUGCCUGCCGGCCUCCUGGUACUGCAGCGUGUCCCUGUUGUCUCUGGGCUGCGCUCCCAGGCAGAGGCUGCUGCUGCUCCUCUUCAUCACUUCUGCCGUCCUCCUCCUGGGAACCUACCAGAGUAAGCUGUGGGGCCCGCAGCGACGGCCCGGGGCCCGAGUCAACAUGUACCUGUCCAUCGCAGAGUCCAUGGAGGCCACUGACGUCCUCAACCCUGCUCUGAAUUAUGGGAUCGUGGUGGACUGUGGCAGCAGUGGCUCUCGGGUCUUUGUGUACUACUGGCCCCCCCACAACGGGAACCCUCACACCCUGCUGGACAUCAGACAGAUGAAGGACCGCGACCGUAAACCAGUCGUCAAGAAGAUCAAACCUGAGGCCAGACUUUUGAUUGAGUUGUUCUCCAUUAUUACUGACAAGCAGGAUGCAGUGAUGUGGCCUGUCUGGGCCUGCCAGUACUCAGCACUGCAGCCCGAGCGGCUCAUUGAUCGUCCUCUCAUAGGCGGAGUGUCGCUGCUUGAUGACCAAUCGUAA